Brassicogethes aeneus is the source of this 2056-nucleotide messenger RNA. NCBI's taxonomy places the organism in Eukaryota, Metazoa, Arthropoda, Insecta, Coleoptera, Nitidulidae. The record is from the annotation of a GenBank genome assembly.
GGAAGCCCUAACCUCAUUCGUAUAACCUCAAAAUGUAUGCAUUCAAAAACACCACAAAACUACUCAAAAACCAAGCGAUUUUGCGUAAAUUUUCGACGGAAAAGUGUUACGAUGUUAUUGUUGUUGGUGGCGGACAUGCUGGCAGUGAAGCUUGUGCUGCAGCGGCUAGAAUGGGGGCCAAUACGCUAUUGGUAACACAUAAAAAGGAGACUGUUGGUGAAAUGUCAUGUAAUCCUUCUUUUGGUGGUAUUGGCAAGGGGCAUUUAAUGCGGGAAAUUGAUGCUUUAGAUGGAAUUUGUGGUCGAAUAUGUGAUAUGUCUGGAAUUCAGUAUAAAGUUUUAAAUCGAAGGAAAGGUCCUGCUGUGUGGGGUUAUAGGGCACAAAUAGACAGGGAUUUGUAUAAAUUGCAUAUACAAAAGGAAUUGUUUGUCAAUACCCCAAAUUUAGAUGUUUUGGUAGCCCCUGUUGAGGAUUUGAUUAUUGAAAAUCCUGUUACAAGUGUAAAUAAUCAAUCUAUAGUUGAUUGUGGUGGAAUUAUUUUGAAUGAUGGGACAAAAAUAAGGUCAAAAAGCGUUGUUAUAACCACAGGCACUUUUUUAAAGGGUCAAAUUAAUAUUGGUCUUAAAGUAUACCCAGCUGGAAGAAUAGGAGAUCAACCUGCAAUAGGUCUUGCCAAUACUUUAGAAUCUCUAAAUCUAAGAAUGAGCAGGCUUAAGACAGGUACGCCCCCUAGGUUAAAAGCUGACACUAUAAACUACAAAGUUUGUGAUACACAGAAAGGUGAUAAUCCACCCCAACCUUUUUCUUUUAUGAAUGAAAAGGUUUGGAUAAAGCCUGAAGAGCAGUUGGUUUGUUUUUUGACUAGAACAACAUCUGCAAUAGAAAAUAUUGUUAAAAAUAAUCUACAUGUUAAUAGACAUGUCAGUGAGGAAGUGAAUGGUCCCAGGUACUGUCCAAGCAUAGAAUCCAAAGUGUUAAAGUUCAGUGGUAGAUCCCACCAAAUCUGGUUGGAACCAGAAGGCCUCCACAGCAACGUUAUAUACCCUAAUGGUAUGUCUUGUACACUACCUGAAGAAUUACAAGUACAACUGGUUAGAACUGUACCUGGUUUGGAGAACGCCGAAAUAAUAAGACCAGGAUAUGGUGUGGAGUACGACUUUGUUGACCCUAGAGAGUUACAAAACACCUUAGAACUCAAAAAAGUCAAUAAUCUUUUUUUGGGUGGCCAAAUAAACGGCACCACUGGGUAUGAAGAGGCUGCCGCUCAAGGCAUUGUAGCUGGAAUAAACGCAGCUGCUAAGGCCCUUGACAAAAAUCCUUUAAUUAUAAGUAGAACUGAAGGUUACAUAGGCGUUUUAAUAGAUGAUUUGACAACUUUAGGAACAAAUGAACCUUAUAGAAUGUUUACCAGCAGGGCCGAGUUCCGUUUAACGUUAAGACCUGAUAACGCGGACCAAAGAUUAACAGAAAAAGGCUUUAAUAUUGGUUGUGUGUCCAAAACAAGACUCGAUAAAACGCUUAAAGUACGAGAUGAUUUAAAAAACGGCAUCAAUUUACUCAAAAACAUAAAAAAAUCCGUCCACCAAUGGAGAGAACUGUCGAAUCUGACGCCAUCUCGUAGCCAUCUACCGAAAUCCGCAUUCGACAUGAUAGACUUAUUUAACGAAGGCAUUUCGAUUGGAAACUUAUCCAAAGCGGCGCCAGAGUUAAAAAUCCUUACCGAAGAUCCAAACUUGGAAAAUCGGCUUCACAUUGAAGCUCUCUACGAGCACGCAGCUGCAGAACAGGCCGAGGAAGUCAAAGAAGUACGAAGAGACGAAAAAUUGGUUAUCCCGAGAAAUUUGGAUUACAAUUCGCAAUCUUUGAACUUGAGUUUCGAGGAGAGAGAGAAAUUGUUGACAAUCCAACCUCAAACUAUUGCAGCCGCCAGUAGAAUACCUGGAGUGACUCCUUCUUCAGUUUUUAGGCUUUUAAGAUACGUUAAACAAAGAAAUGAGGCUGUUUUGAGUUAAUUUUGUACAUUUUUUAAUUGUAAAUAUAUAUUUUUGAACCAAUU